Molecule: messenger RNA, 2734 nt
Organism: Corylus avellana
Lineage: Eukaryota; Viridiplantae; Streptophyta; Magnoliopsida; Fagales; Betulaceae
Gene: CLC-E
Product: chloride channel E
Biological process (GO): transmembrane transport; chloride transport
Cellular component (GO): chloroplast thylakoid membrane
Molecular function (GO): chloride transmembrane transporter activity
Source: RefSeq, a predicted model, not a curated record
UAAUGAGGAGUUUGGAAUGUGCAGCGCGCUUCCCCAAUUUUCAGCGUCACCGUUAUUAUCAGUUGCUUCCACUUCCACUCGUCUCUGCUUCUUUCCGCAACAAAUCUUCACAAUCUUUCAGCACCUCAUUACUAGUUCACAAAUGCAACUGGAUACGGCUCAGCCCUCCUUGUGCUCUGCCUGAAAGUGGACACUCCGAAUCUCUCCUCGUCCACGGCGACGAGGAUAAAGAUGAAGAUGUGGCCAUGGACGGACCAGCCACAACAACUGCUGUCACGGAAGAUGCUAAUUCCGCAACAAUAAUUUCCUCAUGCUUGGUUGGUCUUCUUACCGGCAUCGCUGUCGUGGUCUUCAACAACGCAGUACAUGAGAUACGUGACUUUUUCUGGGAUGGGAUACCGUCUCGAGGUGCGUCAUGGUUGAGAGAAGAGCCCGCUCAAGUAAUCUGGAUGCGAGUCAUUUUGGUCCCUGCUUGUGGGGGCCUCAUCGUGAGCUUCUUGAGCCUGCUUCGAACUGCUCCUGCUCUGCAAGUGGACCAAGACUCUUCUCCUCCUCCUCCUGCGACAGCCAUUUCGUUUUCCCUACUUAAUAAUAAUGUUAAAUCUGCAUUGCAACCAUUCUUAAAGACACUUGCUGCUUGUGUCACCCUCGGCACUGGUAAUUCCUUGGGCCCUGAAGGUCCUAGUGUUGAGAUAGGCACUUCCAUUGCCAAGGGAGUUGGCUCUUUGUUCGACAAAAAUCCCCGUAGAAAGCUCUCCCUUGUGGCUGCAGGAUCAGCCGCCGGAAUCUCCUCCGGGUUCAAUGCCGCUGUAGCUGGUUGUUUUUUCGCUGUAGAGUCAGUGUUGUGGCCAUCACCAGCGGAGUCGUCAAUAUCACUUACAAAUACCACUUCUAUGGUUAUACUAAGCGCCGUAAUAGCUUCUGUAGUUUCAGAAGUUGGUCUUGGUUCUGAACCAGCAUUUAAAGUCCCGGAUUAUGACUUCCGCUCACCCAGUGAGCUUCCACUGUAUUUAUUGUUGGGUAUGCUAUGCGGCUUCGUUUCGUUGGCCUUAUCUAGGUGCACAUCAUACAUGUUGGUAAUUGUUGACAAUCUUCACAAAUCCAUUGGCAUACCAAGGGCUUUGUUCCCUGUACUGGGUGGCUUAAUUGUUGGGUUGAUAGCAUUGGCAUAUCCUGAAAUCCUUUACUGGGGCUUUGAGAAUGUUGACAUUUUGUUGGAAUCUCGGCCGUCUGUUAAAGGUUUGUCAGCUGGUCUAUUGCUUCAGCUGGUAGGAGUUAAAAUAGUAGCAACCUCUUUGUGCCGAGCCUCUGGAUUAGUAGGAGGCUACUAUGCCCCCUCCCUCUUUAUUGGUGCUGCAACAGGCAUGGCAUAUGGGAAAUUCAUUAGUUUUGCAGUUUCUCAGUCCAAUUCUGUGAUUAAUCUCUCCAUAUUGGAAGUGGCAUCGCCACAAGCAUAUGGCCUGGUUGGAAUGGCUGCUACUCUUGCAGGGGUGUGCCAGGUACCUCUCACUGCAGUUCUAUUGCUUUUUGAAUUGACACAGGACUAUCGGAUAGUCCUGCCACUACUUGGAGCUGUAGGGUUAUCCUCAUGGAUUACUUCUGGACAGACGAGGAGAAGAGAUGUCACGGAGACUAAAAAACUCAAGCAUACUAAUUUUCCUACAACUCAACAACCUGGAAUGUCUUCCUGUUCUACAAGUGGCCUAUCUUCUUCUUCUGCCCUCUCUGAGAAGGCAUUUAGUAUGAGUAACCUUUGUGAAGUUGAAAGUUCUCUUUGUGUAAAUAAUUUUGAUAUUGAAGCCGAAGAGCAGGAAAAGAGAAUAUCAGUUUCAGAAGCCAUGAGAACAAGAUAUGUGACUGUCUUAAUGAGCACUUCACUUAAAGACGCAGUAAGUCUCAUGCUUACAGAAAAGCAGUCCUGUGCAAUGAUUGUUAAUGAUAAUAACAUUUUGAUUGGUUUGCUGACACUUGGAGGCAUUGAAGAGUUCAGCAAAAUUGUGAAAGCAAGAAGCGAAAGGCCCAAGGAGCUUUUAGUAUCUGAAAUGUGUACUUUGGAUGAGGAAAUAUGUCAAGUACCAUGGACUGCUACACCCGGCAUGGAUCUUCUUUCUGCCCAAAUGAUUAUGACUAAGUAUGGUAUGAGUCAAGUCCCAGUCGUUAUGGAGCAUUUUGAAGAUCUCAGAGGGCACCCAGUUGGCCUCUUAGAUGCAGAAUGUAUCAACGUAACUUGCAGAGCUCUAGCAACUAGAGAAUCCCUCAGCUAAUAUUCCGCAGUUGAAAGGCAGUCAGUCGUUGAGGACAGAGAGUCUGUAUCGCGUAACCUUUGCUAAGAUGAACCAGAAUACCUGACAACAAGAUAUUUCUCGUCUCUGAGUUGUUGGUUUUCCUGUCAACCCAGCCCACACAAGAUUACGCUGGCACACGCCUGGUUGCUGCCUUAGAGGACCUCAUCUCACAUGGUGAAAGAUUUUUGCAAAUUAUGUUUAUUUCUAAAAUCAUUAAGAGUUGGAGUCCCACAAUUUGGGCUAUAUAACAAAGGAAGGUAAUAGCUUUUCUUCCGUAUAGCCAUGGCACUAGUCUUGGCAAGUGCCAUACGCAAUCCAUGGAGAAAAAAUAAUGGCAAGAUUAGUCGAGUUUCCAAAGGAUAUUGAGAUGGUGUUAAAGCUAUUGCAGCUUAUGCUCAUAAUCGGCCCGAAAAACGGUUUUCUCUUUAAUUAAAUCAUUUUGGUUUUCC